This is a messenger RNA of Durusdinium trenchii, 1262 nucleotides long. Lineage: Eukaryota; Dinophyceae; Suessiales; Symbiodiniaceae. The record is from the annotation of a GenBank genome assembly.
AGCAUUUCACUGCUCAAGGAAAAGUUAGAAACUUUUGAAUGGGCAUCCCUCCUGUGCAUGAGGUCCCUGUUCUUGCAACUAUCCUGCACCUAGUGGUGUCCGAGUGGUGUCCAAUCUGGCUCUUCUUUAUUGGGCACUACUCUCUCUUGACAGAUACAACUGCCUACCUCUACCUCUGGUAUACCGAUGUGCAAGUGAAUCAGACUGCUGUGGACCAAGAGAUUCGAGGCGCUGGCGCCAAGACGCUGGGAGAGUACGUCUUCUGCGUGCAGAAUGACGCCUGCCUCGCAUGGGGGACCCACAACCACCUGGUCUUGGAAUGGAGCGCAAGGAAGUGAACUUUGCCAGUUGGACUUUGAAUGUGGACUACCACGGUCACUGUCUUGAUCUAGAGGGUGGCUACAACUUGCUUGGCAUCGCGAAUUACUUUUGCCUGUUCAUUUGUUGCAGCCUGGUGGCGUCCAGUGUGCUGGUGGUGCUGACCACGCGCGGCACUGACAUUUGCACCGGCAAAUACCUGGCAACGAAGUGGGACUUCGAGAAGACGAGGCUCUUUCGCUCGUUGUCCAUCCUGCUGCUUUGUGGUGUCCUGGGCUGCUUUUUGGUCACUGCCUAUGUUUCCAGGUCUACGCUGAAAUCAGGAACCUUUCAACAGCUGUUGCAAGCUUGGUUGUUCUACGGCUCGGUGGCAUUUGUGCUCACGCUCGUCAGCGCUUAUGCUUUGCUUCCAGGUUGGUCUCCGCGAUUCAACUACCAAAGUAACGACUUCCAACGGCUGCGCUUCAAGCGGACGUGGCGGCACGUCUUCUGGAGCAGCUCGGAAAGCUUUGCACGAGACUUGGAGGAAGCAAUCCUUCUGGCGGGCUGCGGCAGUUGGAAGCGGCUCCGCAACUUCUUGGAGGAUCCCACAGAAGCUCAGUGGGUGUUGGAUGUUUGCAAGAUCUUAGAUGAUGACGAUGACACUGACACACUGUCUCAAUACUCCAGCACUGAAUGCCUGGAAGAUGCUUCCUCAAGCUGAGCUGAUGAGCCGGGCAGAUGCCGCUCCGCUGCGAGGCUUCGAGCGUCCGAGAGGAGUCCCAGAUCGGGGGGCGACCUGAGCGGACCCGAGUAGAUCAGUUUUCGGCGAAGACCACGCGCCGAUCCUGCGGCGAACGGAGGACGUUUCAACGAAGAACCGGAGAAAUCGCUGUUUCGUGCCGAUCGCGGCUUGGGAGGAUGAAGGAUAGAAAAAGGUGCGUGCGAGUGGGCAGAGCGUUGCG